Messenger RNA from Pygoscelis adeliae (Adelie penguin), 1263 nucleotides. RefSeq names its product progestin and adipoQ receptor family member III (gene PAQR3). The transcript has 6 exons. The record is from RefSeq and is a predicted model, not a curated record. Gene Ontology annotation, molecular function: signaling receptor activity. Gene Ontology annotation, cellular component: membrane. The annotation marks the transcript as partial. Lineage: Eukaryota; Metazoa; Chordata; Aves; Sphenisciformes; Spheniscidae.
CCCCCGCUGGCCAUCUACGCCCUGACGCCCGCCCUGCCGGCGGCCGGCGCCUCCCGAGAGGACUUCGUCAUCUGCUCCGUCUGCCUCUUCUGCUUCCAGGUCUGUAUGCUUUGCUCAGUAGGAUAUCAUCUUUUCUGUUGUCACCGCUCAGAGAAGACCAGCCGACGAUGGAUGGCAUUGGAUUAUGCGGGAAUUUCCAUUGGUAUCCUGGGCUGCUACGUGUCCGGCGUGUUUUAUGCAUUUUAUUGUAAUAACUACUGGCGUCAGGUAUAUUUAAUCACUGUGCUGGCAAUGAUCUUGGCAGUAUUUUUUGCUCAGAUUCAUCCCAGUUACCUCACACAACAGUGGCAUAGACUGCGCUCCAUCAUCUUUUGCUCAGUGUCUGGAUACGGAAUUAUUCCCACCAUCCACUGGGUUUGGCUCAACGGCGGCAUCGGUGCAUCUAUUGUACAGGAGUUUGCUCCACGUGUAGUUGUCAUGUACUUCAUCGCUGCUGUAGCUUUUCUCUUCUAUAUUUCCAAAGUUCCAGAAAGAUACUUCCCAGGACAGUUGAACUACCUCGGCUCCAGUCACCAAGUAUGGCACAUCCUUGCAGUGGUGAUGCUGUACUGGUGGCAUCAAUCCACAGUGUACAUCAUGCAAUAUCGGCACAGCAAGCCCUGUCCUGAGUAUAGCGCAGACUUGUGAGUGAAGAGGCACUGCGAUGAAAUGUCUGACUUUGAGUGUCUGGACCUUACCUAAUGAGCUGAGCUAUGAAAUUAGGCACUGAGGCAGUUCCUUUUCUGACUUCUGGACGGUCACCCGCUUGCUGGGACACUGUUAGUAGGCGUUUUGAAAAAACCAACAGCGUUGCCCCGGAUCUGACAUUCAUUUCCUGUUCUGCAAUCAAAACAGGUCUUCCUGCACUGGGACAAGGGAAAGGUGGGCUGUGACACUCAGCAUUCAGAUCACAGCACUGUUUUUUCUGCUUGGUAAACACGAACAACAGAAGUAAUAACCCUUGCUAAGCUAACAGGCCCAUAUACAAGGUUUAUCGGGUUUUGUUCAAGUGCAUAAUUAAGAAACGGCUCCUGACAGCGUGCUUGUAAAACCAUGCUAACCGUGGGACCCGGUCUUGGAUCUAAAUCACAGCGGUACGGUGUGUUGCAUCCUUCAGAGUCUUUGCCUGAAUGACGUGCUUACACUUCAGCAUCGGUUCGGUAACGUAUAAAAUUGAAUUCAGUGGACUCUUGUAUUUCUCUGGACAAGCUCUUUGUUUUUCUG